AUGGCGUUGUCUCCUCCACAGUUGCAAAGAUUCCUUUUAAACAGAAUCGCUUGCAACUCAAGCCAUAACAAGAUCACUGGCAAAAACAUUAUUGCUAAGGCACGAACUGGUCGGUGUUGCUCUGCUAUAGCAAUCGAUGCACCUUCGUCUUUGACCAGCGUUGUUCCGAUUAGGUGGGCAUCGACGAAAUUGCAAGGUCUACGUGAAGAGAUGGAAGACGAUGUUGUUAUUGUUCAGUCCGAUGAUCUUCAGGGUUUCUCUUUUGCCGCUGUUUUCGAUGGCCAUGCGGGCUUUUCUUCUGUCAAAUUCCUCAGGGAUCAGCUUUACAAAGAGUGUGCAACAGCUUUACAAGGUGGGCUGCUGUUGAGAGGAAAGGACUUCAGUGUCAUCAGAAAGGCAUUACAGGAGGCUUUUGAGAAUGCCGAUGCAAAACUGUUAAAGUGGCUUGAGAUGAGCGGGGAGGAAGUCGAGUCUGGUUCAACAGCUACUGUUAUGUUCAUUGGAGAUAACAUGCUGUUCAUCUCACAUGUUGGUGAUUCAUGUGUGAUUCUUUCCCGAUCUGGAAAGGCAGAAGUACUGACCAAUUCUCAUCGACCCUAUGGAAACAACAAGGUUUCUCUUCAAGAAAUCAGGCGAAUCAGAGAAGCAGGUGGAUGGGUGUGUUUUUCUAUUCUGAAAUCCUUUUCAUUCUCUAGAUUUGCAUUGGGAGUCUGUUCUGAAUGGAAGAAAGUGUCUAAUUUUGUUAAUCCUCUUGACUUGCCCUGA
This is a messenger RNA of Ilex paraguariensis (yerba mate), 765 nucleotides long. The record is from the annotation of a GenBank genome assembly. NCBI's taxonomy places the organism in Eukaryota, Viridiplantae, Streptophyta, Magnoliopsida, Aquifoliales, Aquifoliaceae.